Messenger RNA from Sesamum indicum (sesame), 1169 nucleotides. Its product is annotated as chromatin remodeling protein EBS. The record is from RefSeq and is a predicted model, not a curated record. Gene Ontology annotation, molecular function: chromatin binding. Lineage: Eukaryota; Viridiplantae; Streptophyta; Magnoliopsida; Lamiales; Pedaliaceae.
GCCUAGUCCACAUGAGUACGAACGAAGCAGCUCUCUAGGGUUUGUUUUGCCGCAAAUAUUUACCCCAAAAUAAAUAGAAUUCUAGGGUUUAUAAACCCACGGUCUGCUUCUUCGGCAGCAGCUCCAACAAUGUACCUUAAUUUUCGGUACGUUUUUCCUUCGAGAUUCAUGAUUUGACGGGAAUCCUUCGUGGUUCAUCUGUUGCGAGAUACUGCUUUUGAUCGUGUCGUCGAGGGGAGAGUUGCGGCUUCUCAAGUGCACUGGAGAAGAUACUCUAGAGAUUAGCAGAUUUUCCCACUAUUCAAUGGCCAAGACAAGACCCGGUAAAAGAGACGUUGAUUCUUACACCAUUAGAGGCACCAACAAAGUUGUUAGAGCUGGAGAUUGCGUCUUGAUGCGUCCAUCAGAGAGUGAUUCAGCCCCUUAUGUGGCACGCGUAGAGAAGAUUGAGGCUGAUAACCGUAACAAUGUGAGAGUUCGUGUAAGGUGGUACUACAGGCCCGAGGAAGCAGUUGGAGGACGGAGACAGUUCCAUGGAGCAAAGGAAUUGUUUUUGUCAGAUCACUAUGACGUUCAGAGUGCUCAUACCAUUGAGGGAAAAUGCACUGUUCACAGUUUCAAGAAUUAUACUAAGCUGGAGAAUGUUGGUCCUGAUGAUUACUAUUGUCGUUUUGAAUAUAAACCUGCCUCUGGAGCUUUCCUUCCAGAUCGUGUGGCAGUGUAUUGCAAAUGCGAGAUGCCCUAUAAUCCAGAUGAUCUCAUGAUACAAUGUGACGAAUGCAAAGACUGGUAUCAUCCUGCUUGUGUAGAUUUGACAAUAGAACAGGCAAAACAGCUAGACCACUUUUUGUGCUCUGAACAUGGAUCUGAUGAGGAUGUAAAGAAGUCUCAUAAAACCCCACUCACAAAUGGGAAGGCAGAGCCCAAGCGCCAGAAGAAGUAAUCCAAUAUUUUGAGCAUUGUACAGGGCAGAGAACUGGUCCUCUGCUUAGACUAGUGGCUCACUGUAAUUAAUGUCCUUAGCAAAGUCGAUGCAUGUGUAUGCGACCUUGUAGGCCAUGUAUGGCAGAGAGACGAGUCAGUCAAUUAACUUGCUCUGGAGGACAUCUCAGCUAUGUAUUAUUUGAUCUGUUAAUAUUUUGAAUGUGAAGUUUCUGCAUUUCAUUGCU